Messenger RNA from Prorocentrum cordatum, 166 nucleotides. Lineage: Eukaryota; Dinophyceae; Prorocentrales; Prorocentraceae. The record is from the annotation of a GenBank genome assembly.
GAGGUAUUGCCGCGAGUGGUGGAUGACCGCAGACGCGCGGGUGACGACGAGAGACGCGCUGAGCCCGACAGACCUUUGCCUCAACUUCGAGUACUCCAGUUGGGAGUUCAAGGGCCCCGCCGCGUGGACUGCCGCCAGCAACGUCGAGUUUAACCUCGCCGUUUAA